GUAAAAAAAAACUUUUUUUUUUCAUUCUUUUAAUUUUUUUCUUAUCUGGGUCUUUUCGAUCCCUUCGAUUGAAAGACCUUUUUUUUUUUUUUUAAUGGGUUCCUUCCGUUAGUUAACCAUAAAACUCAAGAUAUCCAGCUAGCAAAACUUGAGUUCAAAAAACAAAGAUUGUUCUCGAGUUUGAAAGAUGUCGGUUGCGGAUGUUGCUGUGAGACCGGUUUGCAAAGAAUCGGUGCAUUGGCAAGGGCAUUGCUCUGGAGAAUCUAUCUUAAUAUAUGUAACCGCAGACGGUGCUGUGACACCAAUGCGUGUGUUGGAAUCUGAUUCCAUUGCUUCGGUCAAAAUGAGGAUUCAAUCAUGCAAAGGAAUUGCAGGGAAGAAGCACAAGUUGGUUUAUGGCGGCAGAGAGCUUGUUCGCAAAGACGCACUUAUCAAGGACUAUGGAGUCACCGCUGGCAAUGUUCUUCACUUGGUUCUUCGGCUCUCUGACAUGAUCUUCAUUGUUGUCAGGACCACCUGUGGGAAAGAGUUUGAGUUUCAGAUUGAUCGGCACAGAAACGUGGGGUAUCUUAAGCAACGCAUUAAGAAGAAGGGGAAAGGUUUCAUUGUUCCCGAGGGGCAAGAGCUUUUUUGCGGUAGGGAGGAGCUUCAUGAUCAGAGGCUCUUCCGUGACCUGUGCAAGAGUACUGAUGAAGGUGUCAUUCAUUUGGUGGUUAAAAAAUCAGCAAAGGUUAAGGCUACAUCAGUUCACAAGGAUUUGGAGCUUUCAGUUGUUGCUGAUGAUGGUAAUUCUGGUGUGUGGGAGAAUCAAAUUGAAGAGACACCAAAGAUACCACCACGUGAUGUAGAUUUCUGGUUGGAACCAAUAUUUGUGAACCCUAAGGUCAAUUUUUUUCCUUUCCUUUGGGAUAUGAUUAGCUCCACGUUUGAUGGUUUGAAGGAAGGAAACCAUCCUAUUAGAUCUUCUGAGGGCACAGGUGGGACCUACUUCAUGCAAGAUUCAACAGGUAUGGAGUAUGUUUCGGUUUUCAAGCCCAUGGACGAGGAGCCAAUGGCGGUGAAUAACCCUCAAGGGCUUCCAAUUUCAUCCAAUGGUGAAGGUUUGAAAAGAGGGACAAAGGUGGGAGAAGGAGCUGUGAGAGAAGUUGCAGCUUAUAUAUUGGAUCAUCCGAUGGAUGGGCCAAGAAUGGUGUCAGGUGAAGCUGUAGGCUUUGCUGGGGUUCCCCCUACUAUUAUGGUCCGGUGCUUACACAAAUCCUUUAAUUACCCAGAUGGGUUUGGUUGCUCCUCAAAGCAUUUCAAGAUGGGGUCCUUGCAGAUGUUUAUGAACAAUGAUGGUAAUUGUGAGGACCUUGGUCCAGGGGCAUUUUCAGUGGAGGAGGUGCAUAAGAUCACUGUGCUUGAUUUAAGAAUCGCUAAUGCAGAUAGGCAUGCUGGGAAUAUAUUGUUCAGAAAAGAUGAGGGUGGUCGCACUGUGCUCAUUCCCAUUGAUCAUGGCUACUGUCUUCCAGAGAAAUUUGAGGAUUGCACAUUUGAUUGGCUCUAUUGGCCCCAAGCACGUAAACCAUACUCUCCUGAUAUAGUUAAAUAUAUAAAACGUUUGGAUGCCGAGAAAGAUAUAGAGCUUCUGAAAUAUUAUGGUUGGGAUGUUCCGGUUGAGUGUGCGCAAACACUCCGCAUCUCCACCAUGUUAUUGAAAAAAGGGGUUGAGAGAGGUCUCAGUCCCUAUGACAUUGGAAGCAUUAUGUGNAGGGAAAAUUUGAACAAGGAAUCUGUAAUCGAGGAGAUUAUUUGCGAAGCCCAGGAAUCAUUGCUACCUGGAAUGGGGGAAUUUAUGUAUCUUGAAUUUGUCUCAAAGAUCAUGGAUUCCCACCUUGAUAAGCUUUCAAAAUAGACUCCUUCGGGUUGAUGUUUCUAUAAUAAUAAUAACAAUAAUAAAUGUUUGUAUGUAUGGAAUGAAAAAUACUAUAUACAGUCCAUAUUUGGAUGGACUGCAGGUUGUUUAAAACAGGGAUGUGGCUAAGGGGUGUUCUAGGUCUGAUACUCUUCCACGUCUCUCACAUUAAACAUUAAAAGGGUCUCAAUAACAUGUUUAUAGGUUUUACGUCA
Molecule: messenger RNA, 2109 nt
Organism: Cajanus cajan (pigeon pea)
Lineage: Eukaryota; Viridiplantae; Streptophyta; Magnoliopsida; Fabales; Fabaceae
Source: RefSeq, a predicted model, not a curated record